Messenger RNA from Drosophila elegans, 3059 nucleotides. RefSeq lists its product as uncharacterized. The record is from RefSeq and is a predicted model, not a curated record. Gene Ontology annotation, cellular component: cytoplasm. Gene Ontology annotation, biological process: cell surface receptor protein tyrosine kinase signaling pathway. The transcript has 2 exons. Lineage: Eukaryota; Metazoa; Arthropoda; Insecta; Diptera; Drosophilidae. The coding region runs from base 314 to 1642 and encodes 442 amino acids.
UCCAUUCUCGCUUCUCACAAUUGCGUUCUGCAAAGUCGUAGAAGAAUUUUUAUACCACACAAACGGAAUUUCCCUGGCGAAAUAACAACAAUCAGCAUAUGACCUGAGGAGCACUAGUUGGCCAGGAGGAUAUAGCCAGGAAACACCCAGUAUUCGUCAUCUGGCGCACGGACGGCACAGUGCCUCACAGACCCUGUAGUGGGUGGUGGAUUCAAGGCAGAGGAGGUGGUGGGUGGUGCUCUUAUCGGUCUGCGAAUUCUUCCAUGCCCGCUGCGAUAAGAGCCAGCCAGAUCUGGCCGUCCAGUUUGGUACCAUGGGCUGUAUCACCAGCACCAGCAAGCUGAACGAGCUGCGCGGCCAUGAGAAUGUGUUCCGAGUGCGAGUGGCUCACCUACAGCCCACGCCGGGCACGCCCAUCAUUCGCAGUGGCUAUCUGGAGCUGACGCCUCGUGAGCUGAUCUUCCAGACGCCCGACUGCGAGCCCAUUGUGUGGGCACUGCAGCACCUCCGUCGCUAUGGGCUCAAUGCGGAUCUCUUCUCCUUCGAGGCGGGACGCAGGUGCAUGUCCGGACCGGGUAUCUACACGUUCCGAGUGCACAACGCCGAGCAGCUGUAUCCGAUGUUUCAGCGCUACAUCAAUGCGGUCAAUACGGACGCCUUUGCGCAGGGCGAACGCGAGCGGGUGAACUCCGCCCAUUCGGUGUCCGCAAAUAUGGGUGGCAGAACGGAGGGCAAUAAUUAUUUGGAACCGGCUCCUCUUAUGAGCCGCCAACUGGGAAGUCUUCAGAGCGAGCCCUCCGGCGGUAGUGCAAUGCAUUCGCUGCAGCCCAACGACACGCAUGUGGAUGACUCUCCGCCCAAUUUGCAAUCACCAGUCCUGAUACCCAGUGCCUAUUUGGAUCAGCCCUUGCGAGCUCUGCAGGAGUGCUGCCUGGAAGGCAAUGCCACGGAUCAGUUGGCCACCCCGCCAUCUGGCAAUAGAUUGAGCAUGCGAAGGCGUACCUUGGACCUGCCGCCAUUGGAAGCUGCCCCAGCUCCGACUCCUGUUUUAAGUCCCAACGAUGCAGUGCACAUGUACGCCAAUGUGGAGGCCUUGAUCUUCGAUUUGAGCAAUGAGCGGUGCUAUGAAAAUGUUAAUCGCUUGGAGUUGCCGCUGCUGCCAAGGGAACCAGUAGUCAGCCAGGAGCCGGCCACGCCCACCAGCUUGGCGGGCAGUAGUGGGGUAAACUACAUAGUGCUAGACCUAGAUCAGCCACGAAGUCCGGUGGGUGCGACGGGCUCACCCAAAACGAUCAAUGGUUUCGGCAGCGGAUUAUCGCUGACUACAGCAGUACCCGUGACGGCUCCAGUGACUCCGGAGGCAGGUACCAUGCUGGACGUUCCCCCUCAGCCCGUUCAAACCCAAAGCCUGAAUAGUGUCGCCGCUGAGGCGGUGGAGGCCACAGCAAACAAGACCACGGAAUGCUCCGGGACGCAGGGCUAUUCCACAAUUGAUUUCAUUCGGACCUAUGCUUUGAACAAGUCCUCGACAGAGCUGCUGGAACCAGUAACUCAUCGCCAGCAUUCGUCGCACGAUGCCGAGGAGCUCAGGAUCACCAGGCACAGCAAAUGCAUUCGGAAAGCCUACUCCAUAAGUGAGUGAAAUGAAGGUGAAAAUAGGAUUAUUAUAAGCCGCGUGCACAACGAAUUUAAGGAAAACGGAAAGGAACAGAGACGGGCUUACGAUUUGAGAAGGCAUUGAAACCAGAAAGCAUAAGGAAGUGUAUUCUUUGAUGUAAUGAGGUAUAAUAGGUCCUUAAAAUCAAGAAUUAGCUAUUUUUCAGACUUAACAUGCAAUGAGAGUUUUAAGAAAAUGAAACGAAAGAAAGAAAUUUUGAGAGGUGUAGGUGAAUAGCCGAAACACUUAAGGACUUUUAAUGCCGAAAGCGAAUCCUUAUAUAGAAAAAAACUCAAUUAAAGUCAGACAGGUUCUGAUAUUACCUUCGUUCGGCUUAAAUUGCAUAAUGUUGACCAAAUAUGCUAAAUGCUGUGAAGAUGAGAAUGCUAAACUCGAACCAAAUCAAAACUUAUUUUCUUGAGAAGAAAAAAAGAAAAAAAAUAAGUUGCCAUAAAUGGAAUUUAUUGAAAAAAUAUUUGACACCAAAGAACUAUAAGUCAUAUAACCUUUAAAUUUUUUGAGUUAACUAACUUUGCCAAAGAAGUUCCGCAGAAAACUUUACGUGAAGCUGGUAGUUCUGAUUUUAAAAAGCACACAUUUUAACUAGGUUCUCGCAUUGUGGAAUUUUGAAAAAUUAGAGAGGUGAAGAAAAAGUGGUGUACAACGAAUUUACUGCAGUCACAAGGAUUGAGAUUUGAUUGUGGUAAAGUGGAAAUUGAAGAGUGAUUUGUCCAUAGAUUUGUUUGCUUCCCCGUGGGCCAAACGAAUAACAAUAUUAUAACCAGGUUGUUUUAGUAGUCAGUUAAGUAAACUCUCACAGCCAAAAACACAUAGACAUGAAUUGCAUACGUACUUAACUUGUAUUUAAGGAUAGUGAAAUAGAAUAACCUAGUGAUUAGAUGAUUUGUGUAUUUGCCAGCGGCUGUUUAGAUAUAGUCAUUUUUGAUUUUGUGUAUAAUUAUAUUAUAGUAGCGAGCAACACGAAAGGCUUUUAACGUUUAAAUUGUAUAUGAUAGUUAUUAAAGCGUAACUCCUAAGCACCAAUAUAUACAUCACCGACGUACCGAUGUACGUUUGUUGUUGGCCAAGGCUUUGAAAUUGUAUUUUGUUGCCAAAGAUAAAAAAAUGAAAACCAUGGUAGAAAACAUCGCGUUGCAUUGUCCGCUGUGAGUUUAUAAUUUUUAUAUAUAUCGCUAAAUUGUUAUUCAAUUUGUUAGGACUUAUAUGUAUACACUGAUUGUCACAUGGAGCAUUCAUCAUUUUAAACAUGUGUGAUGAAUUAAAGGUUUUUGCAGUUGCUUAAAUUUACAUACAUACGAUCGCGGCUUAGUCGGCGGCAAAACCUUAUUAUUGUUAGUGUCUAAGACAAAAUAUGUGCAAUAAAGCUCAAAUGACCUUGUAA